UUUCAAGCAUUCGGAACCCUUAUAGCAAACUGGGACAAAAUCACACAAUUAAAACUUCUUACACCGCAAACGUUCGACGGGCUUUUACUGACUGCCUUACUACCAGGACUAUACUUCUUUUUUCCAACAGGACAUUGACGAAAUGGACUGUGAACGCUGCGCUCUCCAACAAAUAUUCAUGUUUUCCACUGUCCCUGCCUAGAAGACCAUCCUCUUGAAGACUAGCUCCAUUUGUGUGAUUUUUUUGCAGCAGCAGAUCCUUUCGGAUGUUAUAAGGCUCCGGAGCGCUGUAUAUGGAAGUUGUGGGGUGCAAGGCACAAGAAAGCAGUUGCACAUUGCGUCCCGCAGCCAUGCUUUUCCACGGCAUCUCCGGGGAUCAUAUACAAGGGAUCAUGGAGGAGAUGGAAAGGAGAUCUAAAACGGAGUCUCGUUUGGCUAAAACGGUCCAAAUGAACGGGAGAGAGACGAGUAUGCCCUCCAUGAGUCCAGAGAAACCUGCCUUGUGCGCCGGCUGUGGCGGCAAAAUCUCCGACAGAUACUACUUACUAGCAGUUGACAAACAGUGGCACCUAAGGUGUCUCAAGUGUUGUGAAUGUAAACUGGCCCUGGAGUCGGAGCUGACGUGUUUCGCAAAGGAUGGCAGCAUUUACUGCAAAGAGGAUUACUACAGAAGGUUCUCCGUGCAGAGAUGUGCCCGCUGCCACCUUGGGAUCUCGGCCUCGGAAAUGGUGAUGCGCGCCAGGGACUCCGUGUACCAUUUGAGCUGCUUCACGUGCACCUCAUGCAACAAAACCUUGACCACGGGUGACCAUUUUGGCAUGAAAGAUAACUUGGUGUACUGCCGGGUUCACUUCGAAACCCUCAUCCAGGGAGAAUACCACCCCCAGUUAAACUACGCUGAAUUAGCAGCCAAAGGCGGAGGUCUAGCGUUGCCCUACUUCAAUGGCACCGGCACGGUGCAGAAAGGGAGACCUCGGAAACGGAAGAGCCCGGCCAUGGGGAUAGAGAUCACCAGUUACAACUCAGGUUGUAACGAGAACGAAGCGGACCACUUGGAUCGGGACCAGCAGCCCUACCCGCCCUCGCAGAAGACCAAGCGCAUGCGUACGUCCUUCAAACACCACCAGCUCCGCACCAUGAAGUCUUACUUUGCCAUCAACCACAACCCCGACGCCAAGGACUUAAAACAGCUUGCUCAGAAGACGGGCCUCACCAAAAGAGUUCUGCAGGUUUGGUUCCAAAACGCACGGGCCAAAUUCAGAAGGAACGUUUUGCGGCAGGAGAAUGGGGGUGUUGAUAAGGCUGACGGCACGUCACUCCCUCCACCCUCCUCCGACAGCGGUGCUCUGACGCCGCCCAGCACCGCCACCACACUAACAGACCUGACCAAUCCCUCUAUCACCGUAGUAACAUCAGUGACCUCUAGUUUGGACAGCCACGAAUCCGGGAGUCCCCCGCAAACUACCUUGACAAACCUUUUCUAACACAAAUUUGUUUUUGUCCUUUUUUUCCCCUUCGAAAUUUGAUUUUUUUUUUUUUAUGUUCACAAAACACCCUUAAGCAACCAGAGACAAACCCUUUGAAGAUGAAGUGCUAAAAAAUGAAAGAGGAAACCUUAAUGUGUAGCACUCGCAACCACUUGGCAGCUGAGCUUAUACGUACUUUAUUUUUUUUAUGCACAGCUUAUAGGCCUACUGUUGGUAUAUUUUAACAAGUAAGAUGUGGCAGAGGAAAAUAUUUUUUAAUAUGCUUAAAUCACAAAUUUCUUGUUCUGUUUAACUGCAAAAUAAAUUCGACAUUAGCAUCAGUUAUUAAUGAUCUGCAUUUUAUUUCCAAAUGCAUUUUGUUUCCAGUGAUUGUAGCUUAUGACAGACACAUACAUUUCCAUAGCCAUUUACUUUACAACUCACAUGCCAGAUGGACACUUCAACCUGGAGAUAGCACUGAGUCCCCCACAGCUUUAAUUAGGGUGAAAGAGUAGAAUCUGUGCAGUGGUAACUGUUCAAAAUGUUAAGAUCUCCCUUUAUUGGCCUAGUGCAGAAAGGAAAUCAGUCCGCAUUCUUUGUACUCUGAUGAAUGGGCUCUAUUUAAAUUAAUUGUUUGUACAGAUAAGCACUUUUAACAAUUCUAACACGAUGUCUGCGUUCCAAUUGCCCAUAAAUUGUUAGUUAUACAGUUGCUCAGUGACAAUACAAUUGCCAGUGAAAAGUGCAUUAUGAUGGUGUUGCUCAGGGUGACAGUGAGAAAUGACAGAGUUAGGAGUGCUAAACAAGAGGAGUUUUUUUUUUGUGGUAAAGGAUGAGUUUAUAGAAUUGAUAAAAGAAAGAAAGAAAGAUAGAAAGCCCACCAGGGAAAGUUAG
This is a messenger RNA of Electrophorus electricus (electric eel), 2360 nucleotides long. It is a transcript of the gene lhx9, whose product is annotated as LIM homeobox 9. The record is from RefSeq and is a predicted model, not a curated record. Lineage: Eukaryota; Metazoa; Chordata; Actinopteri; Gymnotiformes; Gymnotidae. Gene Ontology annotation, biological process: neuron differentiation; regulation of transcription by RNA polymerase II. Gene Ontology annotation, cellular component: nucleus. Gene Ontology annotation, molecular function: DNA-binding transcription factor activity, RNA polymerase II-specific; RNA polymerase II transcription regulatory region sequence-specific DNA binding.